Messenger RNA from Medicago truncatula (barrel medic), 2938 nucleotides. Its product is annotated as pentatricopeptide repeat-containing protein At3g22470, mitochondrial. The transcript has a single exon. NCBI's taxonomy places the organism in Eukaryota, Viridiplantae, Streptophyta, Magnoliopsida, Fabales, Fabaceae. Bases 1992 to 2750 code for a protein of 252 amino acids. Gene Ontology annotation, molecular function: protein binding. The record is from RefSeq and is a predicted model, not a curated record.
UCUCUUGUAGUGUAUUAAAAUUGUGGCAAGGUACAUUCUCAAUCUCACUCUCUCUCAAUAGUCAAAACUAUAUGCUGUCUAAUUUCCUCAUUCUAUUUUAUGAUUACCUUGACCAAAAUAUUCCCCAUCAAUACUUGUUAAAUUUUCAUCAAUUUCCUUUAAUUCUCUUUGAUUGUAGCGUGUCCUUGAUUCAUUCCAAUUCAGCUUUAGUAUCUUAAAUCUAUCCGACAUUCACAAAACUACACAUCCAAACCAUUAGAACAUACAACCUACUAAAUAUCUUCCACGCCCAGCCAUUAGCAGCAACUAUUGAUUUCACCUCAGCGCAAAGGCUUAAUCACCUCAAAGACUUGCGUGUGCGUUCCAUUUGAAUACAAUCUUAGCAGGAGCUUUUUGGAAGGAAGAACACUCAAAGGUAAGGGCGGUAUUCCGUACAAUUAUAUAUUCAUAAUCUCAUAAGCUAAUUUGAACGUAGAGCCCUUAUCCUAAUAAGAUGAGAAGACUUGAAUAUAAAUAAAAGAAUGAAAUAGAUAACUUUUAUUGCAUUUCAUGUUUGAUGAAAAGGUCUCAUCUUUUGUGGCAUAGCAUGGCAUUAUGAUUUGACUCUCUUGUGCUUUAGAGAAAAUGCUUUGAUGAAUGUGAUGAAUAUUUUGAAAGAAAGUUUGAAUAUCUUAGUUGAUGUUGUGAAAAUGGUGAUGAUUUCAAAGAGUGUGAAUCAUGCAUGGCAUGGCAUGUAGUUGUGUCAUAGGGUGCCGUAAGGGCGAUUUACUCUGGUGCCGUAAGGGCGAUUUACUCUUGUGCCGAGAGAGCCAUUUAUUAUGUGCUGUAAGGGCGAUUUACUUUGGUGCCGUAAGGGCGAUUUACUCUUGUGCCAAGAGGGCCAUUUAUUAUGUGCCGAAAGGGCGAUUUAUUCUUGUGCCAAUUGGGGCGAUAUCUGGAUCAUGGUCAAGUUGCAUCUCAUGCAUCAUUUGCAUAAAGAUCGUAUUUUAAUUUCUAUUAUUUUAUUUUAAUAGUUACCUUUUAAACAUCUUUUCUAUUAAUUAUCUUUUAUUAGCUUAUUUUCAAAAGCAAAUAUACUCAUAUUUUCUAAAGAAUAAGUAACAUUUAAGUAAUGUUUUGGAUUAAAAUCCGGGACGUUACAGAACGUGUCUAAUAUGUUACGCAUUGUUCCCCCUUCUCAAUCCUCAAAUUUGUACUCUCCCCGAAUUCUAACACAGUUUGAUGUUAAAGUAAGAGGAAAGAUAAGAGAAGGGGCAACCAUGGUCGCAUCUAGAACGAGAAUUGUUAGGUAUGGUUGCAUCUCUCUUUCUUCCAUCCUUCCUCGUAUGUUACAUUCUCAAUCUCAUUCACAGUCUUAAUGUUGAUCAUUAUGUUUCUGAAUUCAAUCACAUGCUCAAUAUCAAACUUACCCCACCCAUUUUCAAAUUCGGAAAGAUCUUAGGUUCCCUUGUUAAAAUCAACCAUUUUCACACUGUUAUUUCCCUUUCUCGACUAAUCGAACUCCGAGGAAUUCAAACUGAUAUUGUUAAUUUGAACAUCUUAGUAAACUGUUUCUGCCAACUGGGUCAACUCAAUUAUGCAUUUUCUGUAUUGGCCAAGAUUCUCAAAAUGGGUUAUCAGCCUGAUACCGUAACUUUGACUACACUUAUCAAAGGUCUCUGUCGUAGUGGUCAGGUUAGUUAUGGUACCCUGAUAAACGGGUUAUGUAAAAUAGGAGAAACUAGAGCUGCCUUGUAGGUUCUUAGAAAGAUUGAAGGGUUGCUCGUUAAGCCUAAUGUGGUAAUGUACUCCACAAUCAUUGAUAGUCUUUGUAAAGAUAAGCUCGUAAGUGAUGCGUAUGAUUUAUAUUCUGAAAUGAUUGUCAAGAAAAUUUCUCCUAAUGUUGUCACUUACACGACUUUAAUAUAUGGCUUUUGCAUUGUGGGACGGUUGAAAGAAGCAGUUAAUUUGUUAAAUCAAAUGUUGUUGAAAAACAUCAGUCCGGAGCUGUUAUGAUAAAACAAGGUGUGGAACCUAAUGUUGUUACUUAUACUUCUUUGAUGGAUGGGUAUUUCCUAGUUAAAGAAGUCAACAAGGCCACAUAUAUAUUCAACACUAUUGCUCAAAGGGGAGUGACUCCUGAACUUCAUAGCUACAAUGUCAUGAUUAACGGAUUAUGUAAGAAUAAAAUGGUGAAUGAAGCUGCGAAUCUCUUCAAAGAUAUGCAUUCCAGAAAUAUGACUCCUGAUACAAUAUCAUACAAUUCUCUUAUUGAUGGACUUUGCAAAUCAGGGAGCAUCUCUGAUGUUUGGGAUCUUAUAGAUGAGAUGCAUAAUAGAUGUCAACCGGUUAAUGUGAUCACUUACAAUUCUUUAUUGGAUGCUUUGUGCAAAAACCAUCAGGUUGACAAGGCGAUUGCAUUAUUAAAGAAGAUGAAAGACCAAGGGAUUCAGCCAAAUAUGUAUACAUACACUAUACUUGUUGAUGGGCUAUGCAAAAAUGGAAGACUUGCGGAUGCACGAGAGAUUUAUCAUGAUCUUCUGACUAAGGGUUAUCCUUUAAAUGUUUCGAUGUAUAAUGUGAUGGUUAAUGAGUUUUGUAAAGAAGGUUUAUUUGACGAGGCAUUGUCCUUACUGUCAAAAAUGGAAGACAAUGGUUGCACCCCAGAUGCGAUAACUUACCAAACUCUUAUUUGUGCUUUGUUCGAAAACAACAAGAAUGAUAAGGCUGUUAAACUUCUUCGUGAAAUGAUUGUUAGAGGUCUACUAUAAUGUAAAACUAGGUGAGAUGCUUUCAAGUUAAAAUUUGUUAUUUUGAAUUUCAAAACGACAUCUAAUCUUUAUUUCUUUUCAUAUUGAUAAAAGAUGAUUAGUACAAUUGGUUCCCUGUUACAUUAGUUUUGAUUAAAUGCUGUACUUUGGUAGUGUUCACUAUGAUACUUGGAAGCUGAAUUUUUUAA